AUGAUGAAAUAUAAGGACAUCGUACCAAUUGGUACUGUUUUAAUCAUUGCUGCUACCUCAUUUGGUCUUGGUGCAAUCUAUGGAAACUGGCCAUAUGAUAUAAACACAUUAUGGCGUGCCACUGACCCCAAUGGAUUCAGUAAAUCCCUCGUUCAUUAUCAAACUUGGGCAAAUGCACCAAUGUACAUUCACUACGUUUUACACGCAGUGGGGUUUCUUGGUCUUGUUGGCCAUUUCAUCAAACUUUAUAAACCUGAUGAAGAAGCCAAAUAUUUCGAGUAUGGAUCAUUGGCGCUAUUUAUGAUUGCUAUUGUUAUAUAUUUAACCAAUUUGAGAACUGGUAUUAAUGCUGCUAUUACUGGGGAAUGGGGAGAAGUUGAUUCAGCCACUGGGAUUAAUGUUAUUGCGGCUUCUCAAGUGAUGAUUAUUUUGGUACUUGUUGGUGUUUUGGUGUUACAAGGUGGAUUAUAUUAUGCACAAUGGUAUGAUGAAGAAUUGAAGAAGGAAUUUUACGAGAAUGAAGCUAGAGAUGCUGCUUCAGCUGCUGAACGUCAAGCUAAGCAAGAAGAGGAUAUUAUUGCUGGUGAUAGUGCUAAUGUUGAAAUUAUUGCUGAAAAUGAUGGGACUGCUAUUGACACCAAGGGAAAGAAGAAGAAGAAUACGGUAAAGAAGAGAAAGUCAUAG
Lodderomyces orthopsilosis Co 90-125 is the source of this 684-nucleotide messenger RNA. RefSeq names its product Csh3p (gene CSH3). NCBI's taxonomy places the organism in Eukaryota, Fungi, Ascomycota, Pichiomycetes, Serinales, Debaryomycetaceae. Gene Ontology annotation, cellular component: endoplasmic reticulum membrane. The transcript has a single exon. The record is from RefSeq and is a predicted model, not a curated record. Gene Ontology annotation, biological process: endoplasmic reticulum to Golgi vesicle-mediated transport. The coding region runs from base 1 to 684 and encodes 227 amino acids.